This is a messenger RNA of Hypomesus transpacificus, 3056 nucleotides long. Its product is annotated as synaptophysin-like. Gene Ontology annotation, cellular component: synaptic vesicle; presynaptic active zone; synaptic vesicle membrane. Bases 31 to 936 code for a protein of 301 amino acids. The record is from RefSeq and is a predicted model, not a curated record. Lineage: Eukaryota; Metazoa; Chordata; Actinopteri; Osmeriformes; Osmeridae. The transcript is spliced from 7 exons.
GAUCCUCUUACAGACAAGUAAGCGGCCAAGAUGGACGUUGUGAACCAGUUGGUGGCUACCGGGCAGUUCACUAUAGUGAAGCAGCCGUUGGGAUUCAUAAAGGCCCUACAAUGGAUCUUCGCUAUCUUUGCUUUCUCAACAUGUGGCAGCUACUCUGGCAUGUUCAAGAUGAGUGUGGAGUGUAAAAACCGCUCAGAGAGUGACCUUGGUAUUGAAGUAGAAUUUGAGUAUCCAUUCAGGCUCCAUCAGGUGUAUUUUGACGCCCCGACCUGUAAGGGGGGGAACCCUGAGCGUCUGUUCCUUGUCGGGGACUACUCCUCGUCGGCCGAGUUCUUUGUCACCAUCGGUGUCUUCUCCUUCCUGUACUCCAUGGUAGCCCUCUUCGCAUACAUUUUUGUCUUGGAGAAAUACCGUGAAAACAACAAGGGCGCCCAGAUUGACUUUGUGGUGACGGCUGUGUUCACCUUCAUGUGGCUGGUGAGCUCGGCUGCCUGGGCCAAGGGCUUGUCAGACGUGAAGACAGCCACGGACCCAGACAGAGUCAUUACUCUCAUUACCGCUUGUGACGAAGAGGAGAACCGCUGCCGUGAGGUCCAUGACCCCAAAGUCUCAGGCCUCAACACUUCUGUGGCCUUUGGAUUUAUUAACUUGAUCCUGUGGGGAGGAAACCUGUGGUUUGUGUUCAAGGAGACUGGCUGGCUGGGAGCCUUCGCCGGCACAUAUGCCCAGCCUUCCCAGGAGAAGCAGCCUGCGCCUGACUCCUUUGCCCAGCCAGGGUAUGGCCAGGAGGGCUAUGUGCAACAGGACCCCUAUGCUGGCUCCCAGGGAGGCUACCAGCCCGAGUACGGCCAGCAGGGAGGCUACGAGGGCGGAGACUACAACCAGGGAGGUUAUGAGCAACAGGGUGGCCCCACCUCCUUCGCCAAUCAGAUGUGAGCUUGUCCACUGAAGGACAGCUUCUGGCUGGGUAACCUUGUGAUAUUGAAGUGUGGUGCCUGACCACCACCUACAAAUCCACACUCCUCUGUUUGUCUUUGUGCAUCUGUGAGUUGACAAGAGGAGGGAGGGAGGAAGGGAUGGAGGGAUAGAGAAAGGUAGAGUUUGGGGAAAGGGAACUAUAUUAGGAUAGGGUUAUGGGAUGAGAGGGAACUUGGGUCCUAACUGUAACAUGCUGUUUAUUCUCGUGAUGUAUUUAACUGUAGAAGACAACAGGGGAUUGUCCGUUUGGUUAUACGAGAAAAACUGGAAUACAUUACCAAAACAUUUAUGGAAAAACAAUUCAGAUAUAAGGGACUAAGACAUACAUUUCUGAAAAUAAUGGUAGUAAUAUUAAUUUGGGAGAAUGUAUUUGUCUGUGCUGUGUAAAUAUGGACAUAUGGAUAUAUUCCUAUAUGUACACAGUUGAAUAAUUGUGCACUCCAUAUUAGUUGUUAUACAACAAAUGUUGAGCACAGAGUUAUUCAAUUGCAUUUACUUCAGUUCUGUUUAGGAGCUCACAUAGUUCAACCCUCUUGUUGUUUCUCAUGUUUGUUUGUGUUACCUUUUUAUGUAUGACUCAUUCCAAAAUAUUUGUAUUUAUUCUUUUCACAACAGAGGGACAUCUUUGUUAUUUUGUCAUUGUGCUUUUGUAUUUGUUCAAAAUUACUGAGUGAGUUGGAGGGGACUUCAUAGGGAUGACGGUUGCUGAUGAGAGGAUGGAUGAAGUUUAAAGCAAAAAAGAAAGCAAAAAGGAGGACGUAGAGAGAAAAGUGAUGUGAUAGCAUCUUAAAGUGAUGUAUGAAGAAGUGGGUAAUGUUUUGGUAGGGAAGAUUACAUUUCAGAUUUUCCUUUUUUUCUCUCAAAAGAAAUAUUACUUUUCAGCAAUGACUGAACUACUCUCAUGCUACACAGAAAUAUAAAAACGCUGAGAUUUAAAAGGUUAAUUUGCAUUAAGAUUUUGAAAAGCAGUUAGCAUGGUAGCAUCUAGAAUUGGCUGAUACUAGGUUGUUCUAAAAAAUGCUGUAGUGCACUACCAAUGUAAAGCAGGGAAGUCAGAAACAGUUUAGGGGCAUUUGUUUGUGAAGAUUUUAAGUGUACCCUUUCUCAUCAGACAUUUGCAUCAGACAGAUUCGAUUUCAUUAUCAAACAUUGACUUGUUCUGAUGGUGCCUUUUAUGUGGUCCAUGAAUGAGUCAGAGUCCUGUAGUUUUUAAAUCAUCAAUCUACAGUCUGAUAUACAGCCAAGCUAAGUCAUAAUCACAUUCUAGGUACGAUGGAAACUAAUGGGGCAAAAUAUCAGGGCCAUACAUAGGAAACAAACACAGUGUUUACUAAAGUGCUCUGAAAAAUAUCUCCCUGGAAAAUGUCUGGAAAAUGUCUGCACAUACACACCUCUCCUCUCAUGCCCCUUUACAAAGGUGUUUAUGCAUGUCUCACUUCUUGUCCAAAAACAGCCCUGAAGAAAACAGAGAACUAAGACUUGCUAAAGUUAUAUUGUUAUAUAAUAACAUGUUUGGCCAUUGUAAGGUUACUGUACAGCAUAUAGGAGCACUACUACAUUUUACACAAAACAUAGAAUACAGGUGCUAAAAUCAUAUAAUUUCAAGUAUACCUGUUUUACUGCCAAUCGUUGGUUUGGGUAGAAGUCAAAUGUAUUGCCAAUUUUUUUUUUUGAUUGGGGUCUUACGUCCACAGUGCUCAUCAUGUGUUCCAUCUGUGAUCCAUUGGAUUGAUUCAUUUUUUAUCAGGGUUCUUUGAAUCAGGUGGUGUAGAGGCACCUCACUUUUUUUUCUUCCUCUGUGGUAAAAAUCUCUCUCUCUCUCCACUGCUUUCUGUCUCUGUCUUUCUCUCACUUUAGCUCUUAUAAAUAUGCUCAAAUGAAAUAUACUCAGUAUGUUGUUAGUGGUGAAUGAUGUCUUGUGAUACUCUCUACGCCUUUGGAUAGUGCUGUGUGUAUUGUGUAUUCUUAUUAGUAUUUAUGAAAAUGAUUAAAAGUAUGAACAAGAUUCUCCAGAAUUCUACUGUAUUCUUAUUCUAUGGAAUCCAUGUGAAACAAAAUGAAAUAAACUUGAAAUUAUU